AGUUAGAGAAAAGAAGACUGCACUAAGACAACCUCUGAGAAGGAACAGAUACCACCGUCUGGGCUCUCAUUUCAACUUGAACCUGAGCACUUUGGAACUUGAACUUCAAAAUUUAUUAUUUUUUUUACUUCAUCAGACAGCAGUGAUGUUUCCAGAGGCUAAUAACGGCUACAGUUACGAGGACUGCAAGGCCACCGCCGACUGGCUGCUUGCCCAGACAGACGUGCGUCCUAAAGUGGGCAUCGUGUGCGGCUCGGGCCUGGGAGGACUGGCUGACAUGUUAAAGGACCAGGUGGCCUUCAACUACAAGGACAUUCCCAACUUCCCCCAGAGCACCGUUCACGGACACGCUGGACGUCUGGUGUUCGGCACUUUGAAGGGAAGGGCGUGUGUUUGCAUGCAGGGCCGCUUCCACCUGUAUGAGGGAUACCCCGCUCAGAAGAUUACUCUGCCCAUGCGCAUCUUCAAGCUGAUUGGUGUGGAAACGGUGAUCCUGACAAAUGCAGCUGGAGGUUUGAAUCAGGACUUCAAAGUAGGAGACAUCAUGAUCAUCAAAGACCACAUCAACAUGCCUGGCUUUGCUGGAAACAAUCCACUGGCCGGACCCAACGAUGAAAGGUUCGGCGUGCGUUUCCCCUGUAUGUCCGAUGCAUACGACCGUGAGCUGCAGCAGCUGGCCAUGGAUGUGGGCCAGGAGCUGGGCUUAGGAGACUUCCUGAAGGAGGGGGUCUACUGCGUCCUGGGUGGACCUUCAUUUGAGACCAUCGCUGAGUGUCGUAUGCUCUACAGACUGGGGGCAGAUGCUGUUGGCAUGAGCACAUCUCAUGAGGUGAUCGUCGCUCGUCACUGUGGGAUGCGAUGCUUCGCUCUGUCGCUGAUCACCAACCAGGCGGUGAUGGACUACGACAGCGCAGAAAAGGCCAACCACGAGGAGGUCCUGCAGAUCGGUAAACAGCGAGCAGAGCAGCUGGAGCGGCUGGUUUCUACCAUGGUGACCCGGAUUGAACACAACAUCAACAGCAACAACUACGCCUAAGAACAACUGGAAAGCCUAUGGGUGGUAGCCCUGUAUUAUAUGAUAUGAAUAAUUGAGGUUCUGUUUCAUUUGUGAUGUUUCAAGUACACUAUGGGCUGUUGUCACUCUUAGGUCAAAGAUAACAGUCGUCUGAAAAAUCGAAUCAUGUCAAAUCAAAACUGUACUUUUACACAACUUUGGUUUUACGGCAACACCUUACAUUCCUCUAGAGAAAAAAGUCACUUUCUUUUUUUUGUAUUGCGUAUAAUGAGGUGUAUAUGUGCUAACUUUUAAAUAUUUGAUCGGCUUGUACAAAUGUCUGUAAUUUAACUUAACAAUGAGCGACAAUCUCUUGUAAGAUCCUAAUAUUAUGACGUUGUUGAAAUAUGUACAUUAUUGGACUUAAGGUAUUUCUCUGUGUUUGUUUUUGUAAUGACUGUUGUUACUAAAGAUACUAUUUAUUACCAUAUUAAA
This is a messenger RNA of Sphaeramia orbicularis (orbiculate cardinalfish), 1489 nucleotides long. RefSeq names its product purine nucleoside phosphorylase 5a (gene pnp5a). The transcript has 6 exons. The record is from RefSeq and is a predicted model, not a curated record. Gene Ontology annotation, cellular component: cytoplasm. Gene Ontology annotation, biological process: nucleoside metabolic process. Bases 146 to 1036 code for a protein of 296 amino acids. NCBI's taxonomy places the organism in Eukaryota, Metazoa, Chordata, Actinopteri, Kurtiformes, Apogonidae. Gene Ontology annotation, molecular function: purine-nucleoside phosphorylase activity.